UUGAUUGUACAAUUAUGUAAACAAACAUUAUGGCGCUGUUAUACAAAUAUGUUGUGCAAACAAACACAACCCAAACAUUGUUAAUACCGUUUUGAAUGAAACAAUGAUAGAGAACUUAUGAUAAAAGUGUUGUAACAUUUUGAUAAACACAUUUUACUUACAUACAUACGAAUAUCGAACUGUCACCGAUCCCUUUCGUCACUUUCGCUGUCAAUCAACUGGCUGAAACUUCCUGUCACCAUGGAAAGGGUUGUGGCUCUGGUGGACAUGGAUUGUUUCUACGUGCAGGUUGAACAGAGACUUAAUCCCGCAUUGAAGGGGACGCCAUGUGCAGUAGUGCAGUAUAACCCAUGGAAGGGAGGCGGGAUUAUUGCAGUGAGUUAUGAGGCACGAGCCCAUGGCGUUACCCGUCAGAUGAGAGGCGACGAUGCCAGGGCUAAAUGUCCACAGAUCAACCUGGUCAGGGUCCCUCAGGUGCGAGGAAAGGCAGAUCUUACCAAAUACCGUGAGGGAGGGGCGGAAGUUAUAGAGGUUCUGUCUCGGUUCAGUGACUGUGUAGAGCGUGCUAGCGUGGAUGAGGCGUACAUUGACCUUACUGUAGAGGUGGAGACCAGACUUGCAGCACUGGGCGGGGCCAAGGUCACAGAGGCAAGUCUGCCAAACACCCAUGUUGCGGGACAUGACAGAGAGAAAGAUGGCAAGACUCUGAGCGAUUGGUUGGAGACAACAUUUAAUGAAGCAACGCUGGAAAUGCAUGAUCGUCGACUGGCUGUGGGAGCGGUGAUAGCGGAGGAAAUGAGACAGGCUGUGUAUGAGGACACUGGGUUCAGGUGCUCCGCUGGAAUUGCUCACAACAAGAUGUUGGCCAAGCUUGCCUGCGGGUUCCACAAGCCCAACAAGCAGACGAUACUGCCUCAUUCACAAGUGCCCCAGCUCUUCAAAAGUCUUCCCAUCAGAAAAAUUCGCAACCUUGGAGGCAAGAUGGGCACCCUAGUAUCGGAGCACCUGCGUGUAGAAAACAUGGCCGACCUGCUUGUCUUCUCUGAGCGCGCACUGCAGCAACUACUGGGCGAGAAAAAUGGGAGUUGGUUGUACAGUGUGUGUCGAGGGUUUGAUAGCGAGCCAGUGUCAGCUAGGCAGCUCCCCAAGUCUAUAGGCUGCAGCAAGAACUUCACUGGCAAGAACUGCCUCAACACACGAGACAAGGUGAAGUUCUGGUUGUCAGAGCUGGCUAAAGAGGUGGAGGAAAGGCUCAUCAAAGACAAACACAAUAACAAGAGAACUGCCAAGUCUCUGACCCUGUCCGUGCGUUAUGACAGCCAGCCCAGCCCAGUGUCAGCCUCUCGCGUGUGUGCCCUCGGCAAGUAUGACGGCAAGAAAAUGGCCGAGGACGCUUUCUCUCUGGUUCAGCAGUUUAACACCGCUACAUCUGACCAGGCAGCUUGGUAUCCGCCAAUCAUUUGCCUGGGGCUGUCUGCAGGAAAGUUCCUGGAUGACAGUUCCUGCGGGUCCAAGAGUAUCGGGGAAAUGUUUGCCAAGUCUGACAGGGCAGCUGGUGUGUCCUUCACACAGACUGGUUCUCAGGGGACUGACACAGAGGAUGUGUAUGGGGAAGAAAUAAUGAUGACGCAGUCCAGUCAGAAAUUAAUAGAAAAUUGUUCUGGUUCCCAGUUAAAGAAAAGUAAGCCAUCCAUUUUGUCGUUUUUCAAAUCAAAAGAGACUGAGGCUCAAAACAUACCCAAACUUGGGAAUGUAAGGGAUUUUAAACAAAACAUUUUUGUAAAUGAAAGAAACCAGACACAAGUGGUGGAGAGUUCAUCUGAAUCAGGCAGUGAUGAUGGUUUUACGCAGAGCAAUUUAUCAGAAGGGUAUAUUGGUUCAGAUUCUAAACAAAAACUCCACCUCCCAGACGAUCCUGUAAGUGUUACUUUUGAGUCAGGAAAUUGGCGAAAAAUUGAAACAAUUAGUAGUAAAACUGAUGUGUCUUCUUUUUUUAAAAGAACAAUAACUCCAUUGACUACAAACACAGAUUGUAGUCCUAAAAAUGUACAUUUAAAAAGAGGCCUUGCAACAGAAUCCUUUGAAAGUAAAGACAUCAAAAAUAAAUCUGAACUGGACAGCUCUAGCGCAGAAAUAACAUCCUUUUUCAAAAGAAAACUAUUAGGUUUACCACACACUGUACAGUCAAAGACAGUAACUUCUAAAAAGGUUCAUGACAAAUCAAGAUAUGCAAGUAAUAUACCAUCAGUGCAAGAGGAUUGUAACAGAGGUUGUUUUGUACAAGAAAAUAAAACAGACUGUGUUGAAGCUGCAGAAGGAAAUGGUUUAGGCAGGGAUGCUGGCAAGCUAGAAUUGAACUCCUUUUCUCAAAAUGCAGUGAUAUCAAAAGAAGAAAACUCCGAAUCUGAAACUGUUCAAGUACAUUCUGAAGAAUUAAACUCAGUUUAUGAAAAUCAUGUGAUACCGAACACAGCAUUAGACUCUGGUCUUGAAACUGAAAUGUCAAAACAGGCCUUAAACUGUGACCGUUUAAAUGUGAUACCAGUCAAAGAAUUCCAAUCGGGUUCUGAAAAUGUUGUGAUAUCGCUGGAGGAUUAUUUGGAGUGUGAAAAAUGUCAUAAAAUGAUGACAGUUUGGGAGAUGCCCGAGCACAUGGACUUUCAUUUUGCCUUGCAACUUCAGGAGGAUAUGAAUGUGCCAUUAACGGGUAAUAGUGUUGCCACAACGUCUGUUAAACGUAAGAGCUUACAAGGCAGUCAAAAAUCUAGUAAGAAAAUGAAAGUGUGCUCAUCACAGGGAAAGCUGGACAGCUUCUUUUCAAAGAAUUAGAAGUUAAAGUUUAGUAUAUAUGUAUGUAAAAAAUUUAUUAUUUUAUGUAUUUGAAAUAAUGAAUUCUGAUUUAAUUUGCAACUGUCUUUGUAAGAGUUAAUGCAAAAUAAAGUUGAAUAAAAUAAAUACAUAACAGUUAUGCACCAUUUUAAUACUAAAGUCCAGUUGACUGUAAGCUGAGUUAUGUUGGAUAACUUAUCAAGCAUUGCAAAGAAUAGCUACCAUUUACAUUUUGUACAGGGCUUGCUAUUUUAUUACAUGGGCAAUUCUACUAGAAUUGACAUGAACAUAAUUUGGGAGAUUAAUUAAAUGCAUACAUUAUUACAUUAUUUCUCUCAUAAGUUGUUAAAACAAAACCAGUAAGCAAUCCAGAUUUAAAAAUGAACAAUUUAAAUUAAAAUGUUCCUUUGCUACUUGUGUAAUAAUUUUAGAGAUGUUUUUGGCGUUAUGUGUAUUUAUGUUUUGUAUUGAAUCAAUAAAAUUGUAACACUAUUUUCACCAAUUGUAAAAAGCUAGACAUUUGUUGUUACUGACUAAACAUACAUGGACAAUGCACAUCAAUUUGCCUGUACUUCUUCGUUCAUUAAUUAUUUUGCCAAGGAAUAUUUUAAUGAAAAAAAAAAUGAGUUACGAAGAAACUAACAAACGUUUGUUUGGAGUUUAUUGCCCUCCAUAAUUCACAUGUUAACAUAGUCUACAUGAGAGCAAAGAAAAACUAAAUCAUGAUAUAAAAAAAACAGACAAAGAGUUCUCGCACACACCUUGUGUAUUACUGUAGUCAAUCAGUUCAAUUACCUGGUUCACAGAUUUCUAAAAG
This is a messenger RNA of Dreissena polymorpha, 3646 nucleotides long. Its product is annotated as DNA polymerase eta-like. Gene Ontology annotation, cellular component: replication fork; site of double-strand break; nucleus. The transcript has 12 exons. Bases 241 to 2829 code for a protein of 862 amino acids. Gene Ontology annotation, molecular function: damaged DNA binding; DNA-directed DNA polymerase activity. Gene Ontology annotation, biological process: error-prone translesion synthesis; response to radiation. The record is from RefSeq and is a predicted model, not a curated record. NCBI's taxonomy places the organism in Eukaryota, Metazoa, Mollusca, Bivalvia, Myida, Dreissenidae.